Molecule: messenger RNA, 1763 nt
Organism: Daldinia vernicosa
Lineage: Eukaryota; Fungi; Ascomycota; Sordariomycetes; Xylariales; Hypoxylaceae
Exons: 5
Coding region: 452-1258 (268 amino acids)
Source: RefSeq, a predicted model, not a curated record
UAAUGAUAGAAAUGAGUAAGGAAUCUACUAUGUAGGGAAAGUCUAAAUUGCCACACAUCCCGCCUUCCGAUGUCCUAAAGGCUAACAUUCAAUGUUACAUGGAUGUGGGCUAGUUAUGUGCAUGUAUCCAUACAUGUACCUAACAUAGAUCUUCAAGGCUCCUAUGGAUUUCCGAACGGUCUGGGUUUUACAACUCCACAACCCACAACUUCACAACUCCAUAUCUCCAUAUUUCUUUACACAUACGCUCUGCAGACUGCAGUCUUAUUGCUGGUCCAUCCAACAUCAGCCUAACAUACCCAGCAUCUUGAAAAAUUUUUAAGGCAUCGCGGCCAUUCGACUUCAAAAGCUUCUCCAAACAUUAGUCGGGCCACCGGGAAGUGUGGAUCUUUCUCAUAAGGUUCCUCUACUAUAUUCCCCAUCAGCGGGCCGGACCGGACUCGAAAACGUCAUGUUACGAGCAGGAAACGAGAGAGAUCCUCAUAAUGUUGUUACUCGCCCCUCUCUAGCGGCGACCACGGGAAGUAGUCAAUAUAGCAAUACUAGUGCGAGCUCCGCAGCCAGCCCUUCUACUACGCAUAUCAGCAAUGACGAUAGAGGUAGCUCAGGAGUCAACUCCCCAUUCCUUAAACUCCCGUUCGAGUUACGUCUAGAAAUAUACGAAUAUCUCCUGUGCUCUCCGGAUGAUAUUAUAAUAUCUGCAAGACGUCGUCAGAUUUAUUGGUACCGUCCACGACUACCUACGUGUGAGCUUCGCCGCCUCCCCCACCGAAUGCCACAUGUAGAGUUGCUACGUACCUGCAAGCAGGUAGAUUCGGAGGCAACCCCCAUCCUUUACAGGAAAAAUAAAUUCCUCGUAGUCUUGCCUUAUAAGGCACCAUUCUGCCCUAUGAACUUCUUCCUGUGGAGUUUACGGCGAUCGACCAUGUCUAAUGUGACCUCUAUCACUUUCGUCUUUGCCUGUCGCGAUAAUUGCCCGCUGUGGCUCGAUUUAUGCCCCAUCAUCAAAGGGAAAUUUAUGAACCUGAAGAAAUGGACUGCAACGGGACCACAGCUGGCCAAAUUGUGUUUCCCGUAUUAUAGCCAGCCACAUUGGCUACCUCUAUCAGGCAGAAUACGGGACGUGUAUGCUCAUAUUCGUAUUGAAGCCUUCCAGGAUAAAACUGCAGUACUGAAGGGAUACUACUGUGGCAGACACAGGGAAACGACACUAGGCAGGCCGGGCCGCAAGAAAGAACUGGCACCGAUGAGAUUCUAGUUCUUUAGAUUGCUCAAGUCUAUUUGGCUGCCUAAACCACACACGCUAACACACACUUAGUCUUGUUGCUCUACAUUUACGGUUUUGUUGGAUUUCAGCGCGGAUAGAGCGUGGGGAAAACGAGCUCCAGGAAAGUUCUGAUGGUAGUGAGGGUAAUAUGAUACCUCUCGAACAGCGUAAUGUGACUUUCAAAUAAACCUAGUUCUUAGCGAAAGGGGUUUUCACUGGGCGAAAAUCCUUUGGAUACAUGACCUUACGUUACGAUGACUGAUCUUAUAUCUUUAGGCAACGAGGGAGGCUAUCAACUGAUACAUGUUGAUUGGCUUGGAACUACACUUAUUGGUGGUGACGUGUCUGCGUUCAUGUAACCUGCUCGUAAUUUAUCUUGGUCAAAAGAGCCUAUUAUAUUACGGUAGAGAAAAGGGCUAGGGUGGGAUUCCUAUAGGAUAGAAAUCGGUAACUUAGCCUCGUAUUACUUAUUAAAUGACUUCCAUCUACUAUCAAG